Chelonia mydas (Green sea turtle) is the source of this 6496-nucleotide messenger RNA. RefSeq names its product dynein axonemal assembly factor 8 (gene DNAAF8). Gene Ontology annotation, cellular component: dynein axonemal particle. Gene Ontology annotation, molecular function: dynein complex binding. The record is from RefSeq and is a predicted model, not a curated record. Bases 120 to 5213 code for a protein of 1697 amino acids. The transcript has 31 exons. NCBI's taxonomy places the organism in Eukaryota, Metazoa, Chordata, Testudines, Cheloniidae.
GUGAGUAGGGCGGGUGGAGGAGGGUUCGCGCUGCGGCGGGCUGGGGGCUGCGUUCCGCUGUGUGUGGCAUAUACUGAAGCCAUUUUGCCUGUGAGUUGGUUAUAUGGGAGCUGUUUCAAAUGGCAUCAGAAGGACAAAGCCAGGAAAAAGAGGAUCCAUCUGAGGAUCUUACAACCCCUUUCCGGUGUAACAGAACCUUACACUGGGGGGCCAUCCUCUCUGCAGUGAAAGACCAAAUCCCAACUCUGGAGUCUGACACCUCUACGUCUGAUUGUGAUGAAGAUGGGGAGCUGUUCAUCUUCCAGCGAGAUCUACCCAAUCUGAUUCCUGACUUGUCGGAAGAACUGGCAGAUCUUUCUCCAGGAGACACAGACAUGCAGCAAAUAUUAGAAUCUGUGGAACACUCCAGAGAGACUUGGAAUGGAGACCUAGAAAGUUCAGAUCUUCAGAAAGAAAUGGAUGUUACCCAAGCUGUGGGAAGAGAAAAUGUACCAUUGGUAAGAGAUCAGACAUAUGCUUUUGCUAACCUGCCUGAAGAAACUUCAAGCCAACAGAGAGCAGUCCUUGCAGAUCCUACAGAUCAAACUCUCAGAGGGAAAGAACUGGGCAAUGGAAAAGACAGGGAAACAAAAGACUUUUGGACUAAUAAAGUACUGUCUAUGAAAGGGCCAUAUUUUGUAAAUGCAAACAACAGUGAAGAGAGACGAAAGAUGAUAGAAACAAAAAUACUCUCUAAGGUGACCUUAGAGGCACCGUCUGGAGAUGGAGGCAAUUCAGAACUAAAAACAAAAUCACCAUUGGAGACUAUCAGUGACAAUCUAGAAAGAAUCACUAAAGCAGAAAAUGAGCAAGGAGCCACUUCAGCUGAACACCCUCGAGGGCUGAUGCUCUUUUCAUUGCAGGAUAUCGAGAAGUGGGAUCUAGACAAGAUUCUCAAGGACCUGGAGGAGCAGAAAGACCGUAGAACUCGCUCAGAGGAGCCUGCUCUUCCUUCAAAGGAUCAUAAGGCCUUGGUUGCUAGAUCCCAAAGUAGGCUCAUGGAAAAGCUAGAAGAGUUGUGUGCCAAGCAGUCCAAAGCAUUGUCUCCACGCCACAGGAAGCCAUUGGCUACGUUUGCUCACUUUCAAGAACACCGAGGAGAUCAGAAAGAAGUCAUCUUCCCGUCACCUCCCCAGAGCUGUCGAAGUAUGGAUAUGCCAAAACUGCAAUAUACAGCAGAGCUCCCAACAGUGUACAUUGAUUUACGGGAUGCUAAAUCACACAAAUCAGCGUUACCGUCCGUUGAAAAUCAAAGCUUGAGUGACAGCUCCACUGAAGACGAGGAGGAUACAACAGUUAAGGACCAACAGAAAACAAAGGAGAGAGUGCAAGAUUCUUCCCAAGGACCACGGGAUUGCACUGGGAAAAGCCUGCUGUUGCAGCAACUCCGUAACUUCCGUAAAGAAGCAUCUCAGCCUCUUGCUAACGAGGCCUCUAAGCAGGUGCUAAGAGAUGAAGUAGUGAGCCAGGAUCUUGAGAGCCCAGAAGAGAUGGGCACCCUGAAAAUCAGGAGAAAACGCUAUCUAAGAGUGAGAGGGGAGGCAAACAAGGUGACUUCCAGGUGGCUGGUGCGCUCAGACUCUCAGAGGGGAAGUCCCCCCUUGCCAAACCAUGUGAAACAUGGAGCUGAUUCUUCAAGGGAAAACCAGAAAGAGACUGAAGACACACUACAUUCAGGAAGUGCUUCAGAGCCCCCUCUAAAUAAAGCAGCAGAAUCCCCAAGGGCAGAAGAAAGCCCGAGAGAGCUGUCCCUAAAGGAAAAGCAGAUGAAAGAGAAGCACAGGAGACAGAGACUCCAGGAGCAGCUGGAGCGAUUGCAGCCUCAACACUCGGUCACUGGAAAGCAGCCCAUGGCAGAGAUAACUCCUGUUUUGUUUCACCCGGAAGCUUCUUAUUUGCCAGCUAUUAACACGUUGCCGAGUGCAGACAGUGUUAACGGUGAGAUGCUUCUCAUGACGAUUUGGCUCGCCAGUUGUGGACAGGUAGCCGCAUGUGGUCAGCACAGUGGACACUUCCCAGACACUGUCUUGACAGCAGCCAGCAUCUACCAGGCUCUUGUUACCUGGCUUCUCUCCCUGGUACCUCCCUUGAAAGUGAAAGGUGGGCUCAAAGCCCCGUUUCAGGUGCUGGGUCUGCAGCAGGUCUGGCGAGAGGAUGGGCUGGCACUCUACGCUUGCCUAAUUCCAGCAGACGAAUCUCUGGCACAGAACAGCACCAAGAUCCGGAAGCAUAAAGCUAAGGAAGCUCUUCGAGGAACAUCCAUUUUUUACCAGCAGAUCUCUACGUACCUCUCCCAUACAUGGCUUCCAAAUGUUAUCUGGUGGAGCAGAGAACUGACCAGUCGCCUCCAGAACGAACUAUAUCCACUCCUUCCAGAGAUUCCUGCUGUACGACUCAACUGCAUCACCGCUCUUAACCCUGACCCUAAGGCAGUGGAGAAAGCAUUUGCAAUGCCAGCUGGGUUCUACUGGCAGACAGUAGAGACUGAUGAAAAAUACUUCCUUAACAGUAGUGACAUUGGGGCCAGUGCAGAUAUAGACACUGAGGUUGCUGUGGCAUUGCUGUUUGAAACCCUACUCCGAACUCCUUUAGCCGUCCAUCACAUGUUACAGCUGAUCCUCAGCUCUGGUUUGGAUAUCUGUGGGCUCCGCCUGCUCUAUCCCGAGCACAGCGUGCUGCUCUCUAGCACAGACAAGCUGCCUUCUACUUACACUCCAGAGGCUGGCAAGGCAUCACCUGUGCUGGCUUUAGGCUUGAGAGGGCCAAAAGCACGGAGCGCCUUGCAAGAUAUCAUAGGGCCCUCGGAUCCACAGCUAGCCAGCAUGACAGACUGCGGCUCCAUCAAUGCCAUCUACUGCAGGAGCCAAGCCGAGCCCCUCGCCUACCUGCCCCACACAGACAGCCGUGUGCACAGGGAGCUGUGCCUCUUGUUCGGAGGAAGAGCAUGCUGUGAUGAGGUGCUUCAUGUUGGUGUCCCGAAUCCUGCCUGCAAAUAUAACAAAUCAAGACCUCAGAGUCCUUCAUCUAAUAGAGUAAAUGCUGACCAAGAGAGAGCUGAUCUCCAGGACAUGGCACUGUCCAGACCUCCAGCAACAUUGGUCUCAACCACCAAAGGGGAUGUCAUUUUGGUUGUGUCACCUGCUGUGCCUCCUCAUGCAUACGGGGAUGUGAUUUCAACGUGUACUCAGAGAGGCUUUACUCUGCAGGGAAUCAGGCAGCUGCAACUUUCUCCCAAGCGAGCCAUCAUGCUCAGCAUGACAACAAGUCAGAUGGCUGUAUUUUGCCCUAACAAGACUUCAAGUCCCCCUGAUAAGAGAUCCUCAAGAGAAGAACCUCCUGCUGAGCCACGCUUGCACUGUCUGAUUUUACUGCUGAGAAAGGAGAAUGCUGGCCAUCAUGUUCCUGCAUUGGUGAAAGGACUGAUGAAUGAACUGGCAGAACGAGGACUCCUUGGGGAGGUACGAAGCAACUUGCCUCCCAGUGCUGAACUGGAACCUGCAUUGUGUAUUCACGUGGCUCCCUAUACUGACAGCUUGUUGCAGACACUGGGAGGCAAUCUCAGUGCAGUGCCAGACUCGUGUAAUGUUCCUCUGGAUUUUUUAUGCCACCGAACCUAUGCCUCGGAUCCUGAAAUGGAGCAAGUUGUCAUCCUGACACUGAUUGGAAAGGAAGCCAUGAAGAGUGCUGGCCAUCUUCUUUGCCAAAUCCUUCACCCUGGCUUCCAGAAGCAACCUCAAAACCCAGAAGGACUUGACCCAGGGUUUGAGCUUCUGAGCCUCAAGUGGUUGCGCCAUCUCACUCGGAGUCAGGCCAAAGAAGUAACCCCUUUCGAGGUGGGAGAUACCUCCUGGCAAAGAAGCAUCAAUAUGCUGAUGUCCAGCCCAGCUCUCAUCUGUGCGCUGCGGAGAGUCAGUGCCUUUGGGGUUCUUGCUGAGACCCUGAAGAAGCUGACACUGCUGGGAGACAAGACAAGCACUAACACCAGUGACCUUCAGAGAGUGAUGGCCUUGACCCCAGAGAUGGCCUUCAGGCAGGCAGUCCUCUUCUUCACCGAGAAAGAGUUCAUAGCUGAUUGCAAACGUCGCCCUGCUAUGAAGUACCUGCCACCGUAUGUCAGAGGUUCCAGGGCUGAAGGGGGAGAGACUCGGAGAGGCCACGCAGAGCCAUUGUUCACCUACAUGCAAGCAGGAGCCCAGCUUCUUUGUACUGUGUUGCUGAUCAAACCUGGUGUCUGGGCUCAUAGCCUUGCUAGAAUCCUCCGAAAACUAGACCUAGAAAAAUUCAGCCUUGUUGGGAUGAAACACAUAAGCCUGAAACCAGACAUUGUCUUAGGACUCCUCUCAUCUGAAGCUAAACAGGAGCCUGCAAUUUUGGAAGCUCACUGCAGCUACCUCACCUCUGGUUCCUCCCUUGUGUUGUGCCUGCAGAGACAGAAUGCUGUAAAGAAGCUGGUAGACUUAUUGGGGCCAGAGGACCCUAUGCUGGCUCAAACACUAGACCCAUGCUUUUGGAGGGCUCAGUACGGUGCCAGCUCAGUCCAAAAUGGAUUUUACGGCUCCAGAUCCUAUCACGCUGCUGUCCGAGAUAUGAAGUUGUUUUUUCCAGAAGGGCUGUGCUGUGCCGAUUCUCGGGUGCUAAAGGAAGAAGAGAUUUGUAACAUGAAAUAUGACCCGAUAGUCAGACCGGAAAUCAGCAAGCAGCACAGGAUUGUAAAACAUGAAACAAGAAGGCAACUCAAUUUCCUGGGCUCCAAGCAGCAGCAUAGUCUAGACCUGCCAUUGCUUUAUACACUCUGCCAAACCACUUGCCUGAUACUUCCCGGGAUAAUCCUUCGGGGUUCAGAGCGCCCGCCUUACCUUGGACUGCUAGACCAGUUGAUUGGCAGAGAUUUCACAGUGACAGGGAUACGGCUCACCGUGCUGGACAAAUCACAGGCUCACUUCAUCUCUGAGACACUGAGCACUGAGGGGUGCGAUGUUUCGACAAUGCAUUCCCUGUUGGACGGGGCAUGUCUGGUGGUAGCAGCACAGCGAGACAAUGCCAUUAUUUGCUUUGAGUCCCUGCUGGACAGUGGCCGCUGGCAGAAGCAGGCUGUGCUGGACUGCAUGCAGCAUCUUCUGUAUCCCCAAACAGAGAAACAGGCAAGUGGAGGAGGCCCUGGUCCACAGAAAUAACCAUUUUUCUUUCCAUUGUGUUCUGCUGGCUGUAGAUUAAGUAGAGCUGGUCAGAAAACAGCUUUUAUUUUUGGUGGAAAUUUUGAACAAAAAGGAAACUUUCUCUUGAUGAGGGAAGGAGGGGUGCAUCAUGGGAGUCCCUGGCUGUGGUGCAUCAAGGGAGAUGUCGUCUGGCCAGAGAUCUCAGCCCAUGGAAGAGAAUGGGAGCAUAAGGCUCCCAAACUGCAAUUUCCACGAGAUGCUGCGGUGCCAUUUUGAAUAGAAAUAUAUUGUCCUUUUGGCAAAAUAGCACAGGUUUUCACCUAAAUCGGAUACUUUUCAUGAAAGUUACAUUUGGCUGAAAACCUAAUUUUCCAUUGAAAAAUAGUUUUGAUAGAAGAUCGUCCACUUGGCAUUAAAAUUCUAGAAGACCUCACACUGAUCCAGGUGGGGGAAAGGCAGUGAGCUCAUUAACCCUUUAAAUGAUGGGCUGGCUGGCUGUUUUCUCAACAGCACUUUGCAAACAUAGAUUGUGUCAAGUAGCUCCAAACCAGACAAGAGCUUUGGAGGCAGGGUGCUGGCUGAACAAGGAGUAUUAGGGGUAUAAAGAGCUGGGACUGCAUGAGAAAUGGUAGCCAGCAAAUCAGCCUGUCGGGGAAAGCAAGGGAGAGUGUCAGAUGUGUUGGCAACAUGGCAUAGCUCUCGUUGGAGCUGACAACAGAUGGCAGAUUUUCCCCAAAAUCAACAUUCAGCACCAGCCUUCUAAGGGUUAAGCCUCAGAAGAUACAGCUGGGACGGCGCCCCUGGGUCUGUGUUCUUGCCAAGGUGUGAACUCCCACAAUUGGCGCUGUAAAGCUGUAGUUUCCAGCACCAGGUGUUCUGUGUUGCCCCUGACAGGCAGUGCAGGUCCCCUGAUGCUGAACUGAGAGUGUGAUACAAAGCCUGGGAAGGUCUGCAAACUCAGCUCUUAGGUAGCCCAUCUUUAGAAGCCAGCUACGAAUAUAUAACACCAUCAUACCUGCUGCUGCCAAUGGUGUUCGACUGUUGCCAUGUAAUGUGCCAGGACAACAGUUCUGGGCUGUCCACUGGUAUUUGGAAUACCCUCUGAUUUGCUUUGGAAAUUAUGUUGGUUGUAGCUGUCUGAUAUAAAAUCUCUUCUGUCUUGUGCCAAUAAAUGGGCAAUCAGCCCAUGAUGAAGAGGCUUGGGAUGCUUUCUGUGCCAGGACAAGUUCCAUUGCUAUACAUGUGUUCAACCCAGCCUCUCCACCAAUCAGCAUAUUGGGCCCAAUCUCAUUUCCACUGAA